Messenger RNA from Cololabis saira (Pacific saury), 1453 nucleotides. Its product is annotated as adenosine receptor A1. NCBI's taxonomy places the organism in Eukaryota, Metazoa, Chordata, Actinopteri, Beloniformes, Belonidae. Gene Ontology annotation, cellular component: synapse; membrane; dendrite. The transcript is spliced from 2 exons. Gene Ontology annotation, molecular function: G protein-coupled adenosine receptor activity. Bases 194 to 1183 code for a protein of 329 amino acids. Gene Ontology annotation, biological process: G protein-coupled adenosine receptor signaling pathway. The record is from RefSeq and is a predicted model, not a curated record.
AGUUCAGUGCACCGUUAUUAGUACUCGCUGAGCAAAUGUGGCAAGGAAAAAUGUAAACUUUUCUUAGCCAGACUACAUGUUUGCUAGAAAAUGAUUUGAAAAAAAUGUAAAACAUGUGUGGAGAGAUUUAACAGCUUAUUUAAAUUCUUUAUUCUCUGACUGAAGGUAAAUUAGGUUUGUGAAGAGGAAAAAAAUGUCCUCUCAGAGUAUCAAGCCACGAGAGCAUGUGGACUUGAUAUACAUCUCCAUUGAGACAGCCAUUGCCGUUGCGUCCAUCCUGGGGAAUGUAUUGGUCGUGGUGGUGGUGUGUGUGAAUCGGGCUCUCCGGAACACCACCUUCAGCUUCAUUGUGUCUCUGGCUGUGGCUGACAUCGCUGUAGGAGUUUUGGUCAUCCCCCUGGCUAUCAUUAUAAGUUUGGGAUUUAUCACUCAGUUCUACACCUGCCUCAUCCUCUCCUGCCUGCUGCUCAUCAUCACCCAGAGCUCCAUCCUUUCCCUGCUGGCUAUAGCCAUCGACAGAUAUCUGCGAGUCAAGAUUCCCACCAGGUACAGCAUCAUCGUAACCCAAGGGAGAGCAUACGUAGCAGUUUGCCUGUGUUGGAUCCUCUCCUACCUGAGUGGAUUGGUUCCAUUGAUUGGCUGGAAUAACCGCGAUGCCCUUGGAAACAUCAGCAGUUCCAGCAAAAUAGUCUGUGAGUUCACUGCUGUUAUAAGAAUGGACUAUAUGGUAUACUUUAACUUCUUCGGAUGGGUGGUGGUGCCAUUAACCUUAAUGAUUGCGCUGUACGGGGAGAUCUUCAGAGUGAUCCGGCAGCAGCUGAACCGCCGUGCGGAGGCCACUUGUGAUCGAGACAGGUAUUACCGGAAGGAGCUGAAGCUGGCCAAGUCGUUGGCCUUGGUGGUCUUUCUUUUUCUUGUGUGCUGGCUGCCAAUACACAUCAUGAACUGCAUCUCCCUCUUCUGCCCAAAGUGUCACAUACCAAAGUUUGCCCUGUAUUUCGGGAUUUUCAUGUCCCAUGUGAACUCGGCCCUCAACCCUAUGGUUUUUGCAUUCAGAAUAAAGCAGUUUCGUCUCACGCUGGUCCGAAUCCUUCACCGCUGCAUGUUUUGUAAACGGGAGCAUCCAACGCCAUGCCCCACAAGCACUCCAGCCAUCACCGAGAAAGAGGAUAUACACCUGUAGCGAGAACAAUUUGCGGGUUUGUCACUUCCAGUGGAAAAGUAUUGAGGACAAUGAUGGAAUUACAUGGACCAUAGAAGACUGAGCCAUUAAAAGAGACAGUAAUUCACUUCAAUGAGUCAGAGGAAACAUUGAUUUCUGAACCCCUUUUCGUUUGUAACUUUGGAUCAAAUGAAAAAAAAUAAAAUUCCCAUCUGUCUAUUGUUUUCACUUCAUGCUUUGUAAAUUUAUAACCGGGGCAAAAUUUUCUGUAGAAAAAAAACGAGCUCUCCA